Molecule: messenger RNA, 180 nt
Organism: Dictyostelium discoideum AX4
Lineage: Eukaryota; Evosea; Eumycetozoa; Dictyosteliales; Dictyosteliaceae
Exons: 2
Coding region: 1-180 (59 amino acids)
Source: RefSeq, a predicted model, not a curated record
AUGACAAUUUCAGGUUUAUUAAAGAAUUUAAGUUUUAAAAAUAUUUCGAAUAAUAAAAUUCUUUUAAACAAUGAAUAUAUCUCAAAUAAUAGUAAUAAAUAUGGUAAACAAGAAUUAACAGAAAGAUUUUUUGGUGGUGGUGGUUUUUCAUAUAGCCCUAAAGGAUUAACCCCACAUUAA